This is a messenger RNA of Spodoptera exigua (beet armyworm), 1801 nucleotides long. NCBI's taxonomy places the organism in Eukaryota, Metazoa, Arthropoda, Insecta, Lepidoptera, Noctuidae. The record is from the annotation of a GenBank genome assembly.
UAAUUCGCAAAUUGCAUUAAUGCAGACGAUGGUUCAUCUUUCUUAUUUAGUUUUAUUGCUUUGUCGGUCCUAGUCAUUAUUUACUGAUAUUAUUUUCUGCUAAUUCCGUAGUAUUUAAAGAUAUUAGUUAUCAGAAUCCUGACAAUGUGCGGAUCUGUAUGUAUCCAGGGUGGUUGUUAUUAGUGGCGUACAAUUUAAUUCUAGUUUUACUACGUAUACGUUUUGGACUGCUUUAAGGUUGAAGAACGAGUAGCAACAUGGAAGAUUCUACUAAAUACCAGCAGAUGCAGGAUGAAAUGUCCAGGUUUGAGGCGGAGAUUUCGGGCAGUGAUGCUGGUGUCGGAGUUGUUUCACGUGCCGUGAUCGGUGCGGCGACAUUUGGUGCAGUGCAGCAACAGCUGGAUCGAGCCAAUGCACCUCUCAUUCCACCCUUUGACAUGACCAUGAUGUACCCUACAGUGCCUCCUCCGCCACCACCACCUUCCAUCAUGGUGCCCUCACAGGUACGGAUGCGCCCAACUACCAGUAGCGAUGUGUUUCCCGUCGCUCCGGCUCUCACGUUCCUGCGACCGGGUCUGCCAGGCCCUCAGCUGAUUCCACCGCCGCCACCAAAGCCUCAACCUGUGGUCCUCUCCGCAGCACCUAAGCUCUAUAAACAACCUAAGGAAGAUGAUGAAAAGAAGGAGAAAGAAAGUCGAAAGAGGAAGCGCACACCGCCUCCUCCGCCGCCACGGCCAGAGCCUGUAGUGGAGCCACCACCAGUAGCACCACCACCACCGAUAAUCAACAUACCGGACACCAACUCUAAACCCAAGAAAGAAAAGAAGAAUAGAAAGGUGGUAAGGACUGCUGGAGGUCAAGUUUGGGAAGACGUGACGCUGUUAGACUGGCCUGAUGAUGAUUUCCGUAUGUUCUGCGGCGAUCUCGGCAAUGAUGUUACAGAUGAACUUCUCACGAGAACCUUUAGUAAAUAUAGUUCGUUCCAAAGAGCGAAAGUUAUAAGAGAUAAAAGGACGAAUAAAAGCAAAGGUUUUGGGUUCGUCAGUUUUAAAGAUCCUGGCGACUUCAUCAAGGCCAUGAAGGAAAUGGAUGGUCGUUACGUCGGGAGCCGGCCAAUCAAGCUGAGGAAAAGCACAUGGCGAGCACGCAGCCUAGAUGUUGUAAGAAAGAAAGAAAAAGAAAAGGCAGCUCUACUCUCUCUUCUCAUGUCUGGCAACAAAAGCUGACAACGCUACUAACUUUAUAAUCUGUAACCUUCAGGGUUGCCAUUCAAAAAAUUUAUUAGAUAGUGACCUCUGAAAAAGCUUAUUUAUGGUCAAAUUAAGCUAGCUGUAUAGUUAAGUGACCCUAGGAUUGUUCUUUAAAAAAUGAACUGCAAUAUGUUAUCUAGGUUAGGCAAAAAUUCCACCCAUUUUGGUGUUAGUAUGUUCCCUAUCGAAUGCAUGUCAUGUUUGAAGACACUUAGGUACAGUUAUCACACUUAUACUUUAUUAUAUAGCCCUGCGUACAGUAAUUGCCAAAAUAAAUGCAGAAAGUUCUUGGUAGAUAGUUGAGAAGCUAAAUAGGAAAAGUAUAGAACUCUUACAGAAUUCGGAGUUAUUUAAUGGUUAUUUAACUUCAUCUUUAGCUGUUAUUUCCGAGACAAAAACUUUUACUUUAUAAAGGUGGAAAAACAUUAGUGACACACUAGCGUUGUGCGAAAAAAACAUGUUUCUGGCGCGACUCAUCACGUCACGACACUGAAAUGUGUCCACCUUUACAAAUAGUUUAAAUAAUCAUUAAAUGUCUUUGAGUACGACAG